GUAACUAUCACUGUGUUGUUUUUUUUUUUUUCCAAAGAAAAUCGAUCAAGAUACUCCUGCUCGGAAUAUCACCUUCAGCUCGUAAUUUUUGUCAAUUAUCCUCCCACGACUCCCCGCUCAUCAUGUCCUCCGAUCUCCCCUCACCAUCGUCAAUUACAUCACUCCCGCAGGAGCAGCAAUUCCGCGUCCUGGAUACCCUGUUCGAGUCGUCCCCUGAGCUGCAUACUCUCAUGGCCCCCGUUCUCGCAAACCAGACAUUCUCCUCCUACGCCAAUCUGAUUGAUGCUGUUGGCGGUCGCAUGUCUGCUCUGUCGGCUGCCAACUCGUCCAAGGACCGCGAUAUUCUAGUGGGCAUCCUGGGAUCGCACCCCCGCCUGGGACAGCCCAAGGGAGCCCCGACAGAGCACUUGAGCGAACUGAGCAAAAAGGAACAAGCAAAUUUGAAUACCGGAGCAGAGGAACAAGCGGAGAAGCUGAAGCGUAUGAAUGCUGAGUAUGAGCAAAAGUUCCCUGGCUUGCGGUUUGUUACUUUUGUAAACGGUCGCAACCGGGAUGUCAUUAUGGAGGAGAUGCGUGAGAGGAUCGACCGGGGCGAUGCCGAUCGUGAGGUGGAGGAGAUUAUACAGGCAAUGUGCGAUAUUGCAAAGGAUCGGGCGCGGAAACUGGAGCAGUCCGCUAAGAUAUAAUUCGCAUCCUGCAAGCAUAUAUUUGAACAAUGAAUACCCUUCAAUUUCAGC
Aspergillus welwitschiae is the source of this 737-nucleotide messenger RNA. Its product is annotated as 2-oxo-4-hydroxy-4-carboxy-5-ureidoimidazoline decarboxylase. Bases 123 to 686 code for a protein of 187 amino acids. The transcript is spliced from 3 exons. The record is from RefSeq and is a predicted model, not a curated record. NCBI's taxonomy places the organism in Eukaryota, Fungi, Ascomycota, Eurotiomycetes, Eurotiales, Aspergillaceae.